Messenger RNA from Racocetra fulgida, 408 nucleotides. Lineage: Eukaryota; Fungi; Glomeromycota; Glomeromycetes; Diversisporales; Gigasporaceae. The record is from the annotation of a GenBank genome assembly.
AAUGCCCUUGAUAAUGACAAUUUGGAUAAUCCUAAUAGUGAUAAUCCAGAUGACCAUGAUAGUGAUAAUCUAGAAGAUACCUCUGAUAAUGACUAUAAAGCUAUCGCUAGACCCAAUAAACCCCGAUAUAGUGUAUAUAAUAUAUGUUCACAAUCAAAAAACUUUUCAGGCAGUACAGAUAAAGAUACAUAUCAACAGGCUGCCUUUAAUAAAUUUAGUAAUAUUAAAGGUAUGUCAAAAAAGGUUGUUGAUGAAAAAGGUAAAUCAAAAGAGGUUGUUAAUGAAAAAGGUAAAUUAAAAGAGGUUGUUGAUGAAAAAGAUAAAUCAAAAGAGGUUGUUGAUAAAAAAGCUAAAUCAAAAGUUGUUGAUGAAAAAGGUAAUUCAAAAGAUGUUGUAUGUAUUGGCUAG